AUGUUUCUUAGAGCUGCUAAAACAGGACCAAUGAAGAUGUUCACCAGACUCCAAGUCCUUGCCCUAGCUUUGUUUUCCAAAGGGGUCUUCCUCUCCCUAAGUGACCACAACUUUGUUAGAAAGGAGAUUAAGAUAGAAGGAGACCUGGUCCUAGGUGGUUUAUUCCCAAUCAAUGAAAAAGGCACCGGGAUAGAAGAAUGUGGGAGAAUCAAUGAAGACCGAGGCAUCCAGCGCUUGGAGGCUAUGUUGUUUGCCAUCGAUGAAAUUAACAGAGAUAACUACUUACUGCCAGGAAUUAAACUUGGAGUUCACAUUUUGGACACGUGUUCCAGAGAUACAUAUGCUUUAGAACAAUCUCUGGAGUUUGUCAGGGCAUCUUUGACUAAAGUGGAUGAAACAGAGUAUAUGUGCCCUGAUGGCUCUUAUGCCAUUCAAGAAAAUUUACCCUUACUCAUUGCAGGCGUCAUUGGUGGUUCCUAUAGCAGCGUCUCCAUACAGGUAGCAAAUUUACUCAGACUCUUCCAGAUCCCCCAGAUAAGUUAUGCCUCUACCAGUGCCAAGCUGAGUGACAAAUCCCGCUAUGACUAUUUUGCAAGGACAGUGCCCCCUGAUUUCUACCAAGCAAAAGCCAUGGCUGAAAUCCUACGGUUCUUCAACUGGACUUAUGUAUCAACAGUUGCUUCGGAAGGAGACUAUGGGGAGACUGGGAUCGAAGCCUUUGAGCAGGAAGCCCGCCUCCGGAACAUCUGCAUCGCCACCUCCGAGAAAGUGGGGCGGUCCAACAUCAGAAAGUCCUAUGACGGUGUGAUCAGAGAGCUGCUCCAGAAACCCAAUGCCAGAGUGGUGGUGCUCUUCAUGCGAAGUGAUGACUCUCGGGAGCUUAUUGCAGCUGCCAACCGUUUCAAUGUUUCCUUUACUUGGAUUGCCAGUGACGGAUGGGGAGCUCAAGAGAGCAUUGUCAAAGGCAAUGAGCAUAUAGCCUCUGGGGCAAUAACCUUGGAACUUGCUUCCCAUCCUGUUAAGGAAUUUGACAGGUAUUUCCAAAGCCUCAGCCCUUACAAUAAUAGACGCAAUCCUUGGUUCAAGGACUUCUGGGAGCAAAAAUUCCAAUGUAAUCUCCAGAACCGAAAGCCACAUAGAAAGACUUGUGACAAGCACUUCACUAUCAACAGUUCCAACUAUGAGCAAGAAUCCAAGAUUAUGUUUGUUGUGAAUGCUGUGUAUGCAAUGGCCCAUGCCUUGCAUAAAAUGCAGCGGACUCUGUGUCCAAACACCACUAAACUCUGUGAUGCCAUGAAGCAUCUGGAUGGCAAGAAGCUGUACAAAGACUACCUUCUGAAAGUAAACUUUACAGCUCCAUUCAAUCCUCCCAACGCUGCAGACAGUAUGGUCAAAUUUGAUGCCUAUGGAGAUGGGAUAGGCCGAUACAAUGUGUUCAAUUUCCAGUACACUGGAGGCAAAUAUUCUUACGUGAAGGUUGGUCACUGGGCAGAGACCUUGUCGCUAGAAGUAGACUCUAUCCACUGGUCCAAGAGCUCUGUCCCCAUUUCCCAGUGUAGUGAUCCCUGUGCUCCUAAUGAGAUGAAGAAUAUGCAACCAGGAGACGUCUGCUGUUGGAUCUGUAUUCCUUGUGAAACCUAUGAGUACUUGGCUGAUGAAUUUACCUGUGCAGACUGUGGGCCUGGAAAAUGGCCCACAGCCGACCUGACUGGCUGUUACGACUUACCAGAAGAUUACAUCAAGUGGGAAGAUGCUUGGGCAAUAGGUCCUGUUACAAUUGCAUGCCUGGGCUUUAUUUGUACUUUUAUGGUCAUUGGAGUGUUUAUCAAGCACAACAAUACCCCCCUGGUCAAAGCUUCUGGCCGUGAACUGUGCUACAUAUUGCUCUUCGGGGUCUUCCUGUCUUAUAGCAUGACCUUCUUCUUCAUAGCCAAGCCCUCGCCAGCUAUCUGCACCCUGCGCCGUCUGGGGCUAGGAAGUUCCUUUGCCGUCUGCUACUCUGCCCUCCUGACUAAAACAAACUGCAUAGCCAGAAUAUUUGAUGGUGUAAAGAACGGUGCUCAAAGGCCUAAGUUCAUCAGCCCAAGCUCUCAGGUCUUCAUCUGCCUGAGUCUCAUUUUGGUACAGAUUGUGGUGGUGUCUGUGUGGCUUAUCUUGGAGUCCCCUGGCACCAGGCGGUACACUCUUCCCGAGAAGAGAGAGACUGUCAUAUUGAAAUGCAAUGUCAAAGAUUCCAGUAUGUUAAUCUCCUUAACAUAUGACGUAAUCCUCGUAGUCUUAUGCACUGUAUAUGCCUUCAAAACAAGGAAAUGCCCAGAGAACUUCAACGAAGCCAAGUUUAUCGGUUUCACAAUGUACACAACGUGCAUCAUUUGGCUGGCCUUUCUCCCAAUAUUUUAUGUGACAUCCAGUGACUACAGAGUACAGACCACCACCAUGUGUAUCUCUGUGAGUCUGAGCGGCUUUGUUGUGCUGGGCUGUUUGUUCGCACCCAAGGUGCACAUCAUCCUCUUCCAGCCCCAGAAGAAUGUGGUCACUCACAGACUCCAUCUCAACAGGUUCAGCGUCAGUGGGACUGGGACCACGUACUCACAGUCAUCUGCUAGUAUGUAUGUACCCACCGUCUGCAAUGGAAGGGAAGUUCUGGACUCAACCACUUCAUCCCUGUGA
Rhea pennata is the source of this 2670-nucleotide messenger RNA. RefSeq names its product glutamate metabotropic receptor 3 (gene GRM3). Gene Ontology annotation, cellular component: plasma membrane. NCBI's taxonomy places the organism in Eukaryota, Metazoa, Chordata, Aves, Rheiformes, Rheidae. The transcript is spliced from 5 exons. The record is from RefSeq and is a predicted model, not a curated record. Gene Ontology annotation, biological process: G protein-coupled glutamate receptor signaling pathway; regulation of synaptic transmission, glutamatergic. The coding region runs from base 1 to 2670 and encodes 889 amino acids. Gene Ontology annotation, molecular function: group II metabotropic glutamate receptor activity.